GUGAUGGGACACUGAUGCGGACAAUCAGGGGUCAGCUAUGGUCAGUGAUGGGGUGAGCGAUAGGGUCAAUGAUGUGGUCAAUGAUGGGGUCAGCAAUGGGGUCGAUGAUGGAUCAGCGAUGGGGUCAGAGAUGGUGUCAGUGGUGUGGUGGGGUCCACGUGUUCAGGUGGUGCAGCCGUCGGGGAAGGGCAGUGAUCAGCUGGGUGGUGGCGUUCUGGUUUGUGCACCAUGUGUGGGUGCUGUGUGGUUUGUAGUGAUGGGGGUUGCAGGCAGAGUGGGGUGUCCUGUGCAGGGUUGCAGUUUGUGUUGGGUGCUGCGUGCAGGGCUGGUGCUGUGUUCAGCAGCCGGGCAGGGCAGUGUGCAGUGUCCUGUGAGGGGGUGCAGUGAAAGGUGGGUGUCCUGUGCAGGCGUGCAGUCUGGUUUGGGUGCCGUGGGGGUGAGGGGUGGCCUGUGUGGCCCUGGACAGACGUGUCACUCACGCUGGGGAAGCAGAAUCAGGGACUGCGGUUGGCCAUGACCUUGGGCUGCUUCCUGCUGCUCUGCCACGCAGGCACCGAGGGCGCGGGAACCGGCAGAAGCAGGCAGGUGAGAAGAAUGGGUUCUGUGUCAGAGGAGCUCAGCCUGGUCCCCCUGCACCAGAAGCCGGAGCUGCUGGAGGCCUGCGCCGAGCUGCUGGGCGAGGAGUGGGGGAAGAGCCGGGCAUCGCGGCUCCACACGCUCCAGCGCUCCUCGGAUUCCUUCCCUGCCUGCCUGCUGCUGCUGCGGAGCCAGGGCCCUGCUGAGGCCUCUGCUGCCCGGGAGGGUCCCUGCCAGCUCGUGGGCCACAUCCGGCUCUCCCGCGUGGCCGGCCGUCCCCGCGACCUCUUUGUGGAGAGCGUGGUGGUGGCCCGGGCACUGCGGGGCCAGGGCUAUGGGCGGCAGCUGAUGGAGGCCACUGAGCGGUGGGCUCGGGAUCGGGGCUUCAGCUGUCUGCACCUCACCACCCACGACAAGCAACAUUUCUACGCCCACCUGGGCUUUGUCCUGGGCAAGCCAGUGCAGAGCGUUGCCUUCCUGAGCCCUGCCAUACCUGCUGAGGUGCUGCAGCUCUUCUCAGCUUCUGCUGGUGCUGCCACCACUACCAUCACCAGGCCAAGGGUGCCCUCUGCCCCCCCACCUCUCCUCCCACCCCCUGCCGCUCCACCCCCGCCCCCACCCCCCCCAACCGUGGUCUGGGCAAGGGGAGUCCUGGCCGAGAGCAGCCAGGAGAGCCUCCUGGAGACCCCCCACCGUGAUGCCAAAGGGCUGCCCAUCUUCUGGAUGAAGAAGGACAUCUGAGGGUCUGGGGCCCCAAGCCUGUGAUUAAAAGAGAGUGUGAGCAGGGGCCGCCUGUCCCGGCA
Phalacrocorax carbo (great cormorant) is the source of this 1379-nucleotide messenger RNA. Lineage: Eukaryota; Metazoa; Chordata; Aves; Suliformes; Phalacrocoracidae. The record is from RefSeq and is a predicted model, not a curated record.